CUGGUAUAGCCAAGCCAAUUGCGACUUCUCCUAUCCAUCAGUAAUUGAGAAAAAGCAAUUGAAUUCAGCAAUGGAUUGUGCUGUUGUAACUUCACUACUAGGAAUAGUAGAGCAACUUCUUCUUCAGAAACCCCCACAUAAUAAUAAUAAUAAUCUUCCUGAUGAUGCUCAAAUCAUCCUAUCCACCUUAAAGGACAAGCUCCAUUUCCUACAGGUCUAUCUUGACAAACCUAAGCCCAAAAUUACCUCCGAGGCAUUGAAAAGGCUGGAUGAAGAAAUCAGAGGUGUUGCAAUCAAAGCAGAAGAUGAAAUCGAAUCCGAUCGCGAUGAGGCAGUGAAAAGUCUGGAUGAGGAAAUCAGAGAUGCUGCAAUGAAAGCAGAAGAUGAAAUCGAGUCCAAACUGGGUGAAUUUUACCAGGUGCAGGGUGAGGGUGAGGGAAUAGCAGUAAAGGCUUGUGAAGAUCUUCAUCGGAGCUUGCAGCAAGUAGUUAAGGAUUUUGAGUGUGUUGAAGUGCGCAUCAGAGAUCAUCUGCAGCAGCAGCAAAUAACACUACAUACCUCCUCCUCCUCCUCUAAGUAUGAUUUAGAGUAUAUAACGGUAGGAGCCGAACGUGAUAUUGAGCGAUUAAAAGACAUGCUCCUCAUUCAAUCAUCUUCCUCCACACAACAACUACAAGUGGUUUCGAUUUGCGGAACGCCAGGCACCGGAAAGACUACUUUGGCUAAAAGAGCUUAUGAAGAUCCAUUAAUUGUGUCUCACUUUGACAUUCGAGCAUGGACGGUUGCAUCUCGACUAUACACUAGGAGAAAGCUACUCAUUGACAUUUUAGGUUGUAUUGCGUCAUUCACAACCGAAAUCUCCAACAAAGACGAUGACCAGCUAGCCGAACAACUCUGCAACAUUCUGACGGGCCAAAGGUAUUUGAUUGUCAUCGAUAACCUUAGGCGGAAAACAGAGGUAUGGGAUGAAUUGAAAGCAUCUUUUCCACCCAAUAGUAAUGGAAGCCGAGUUCUGAUAACUACUGCAGAUCAGAGAGUGGCUCGUUCUCUUAGCUCACAUAACUGUAUAAUCGGAACACUUGUUCUGAAUACAGAAGAAAGCUGGAAUUUAUUAAGCAAAACUGCGUUUAAUGGAAAAUGUUGUCCGUCCCGAGAAAUUGAGUUAAUAGGAAGGCGCAUUGCUAUGAUAUGUAAGGGAGUACCACUGGUAACUGUUUUGGUUGGUGGACUUCUGGCCACCCUCAACAACUCACCAAAGCAGUGGGAGGAUUUUGAAACACACUUCAACAAUACAUCAUUCAGCGUUCUUGCUCACCUCUUCUGGUACACAAUUGAAUUUUGCUACAACUAUUUGCCCAGUUACCUAAAAGCUUGUUUUCUUUAUUUGGGAGGUUUUCCUGAGGGUACUGAAUUUCACGUGAAAAAGUUGAUAAAGUUAUGGAUAGCUGAAGGGUUUUUAAAAUCAGAGAUGAACAAAAGUUCUGAAGAGAUAGCUGAGGAUUAUUUAUGUGAUCUUAUGAACAGAAGGCUAGUUCAAGUGCACAAGAGGAGUUUGGAUGGAAAAAUCAAGUCUUAUAUGCUUCAUGAUUCAUUAUAUAAUUUUUGCUUCCAAAAAUUAUAUGGUUAUGACGAGUACAUUAUGAGAUGUAAGGGGAAAUAUAAUGAUUUUCUUGGCGGCCAUCGUUGGGUAAGUAUUCAAAAUAGUUGUUGGCCAAUUACUCCAAAUAAUUUGAUGAACUCUUCAUUUAAAAUUCGUUCUGUUCUUUAUUUUGGUGAAGAUUUAUAUCUUGCAAAGUGUUGGUUGAUAUUCUCACCUUUGAAGUUGUUAAGAGUAUUGGAUUUCUCACUAUUAAAAUAUUGGCAUGGCAUGCCUAGUGAGAUUGUAGAUUUGGUUCAUUUAAGAUAUUUAGCUUUAAGAACGAUAGGUUCUCUUUAUAACUUUCAAUGGUUCAAGCUCCAACAGUUACAAACUCUCAUUCUCUCAUCGUGGGCAAAAGAGUGUCAAUUACAAUUGCCAUGUAAUGUUUUGGAUUUGCCAUGGUUAAGACAUGUGCACUAUAACAAAGGAUGUUCAUCAUAUCUCCCAAACAUGGUUCAAGAAAACUUACAAACUCUUUCUUGGUUCAAAGUUACCGACAAGGACUCAAGAACAACAAACUUUACAAAAGUUCCAAACCUGAAAGAGUUGGGGAUAUACAUUGAAGGUGAAGUAUUGCCUAAUGCUCUUGACAGCCUUGCUCAGUUAUGUCAACUUGAGAAGUUAAAGGUUAAAAUGGGAAGGGUAGAGCGGUUUAAUCUCCCAAAUUCUUUUCCACCAAAUCUCAAGCAAUUGACUUUUAGUAAUACGCAUCUUUCAUGGGAAGAUAUGGACAUUAUUGGCAAGUUACCCAAGCUUGAUUUACUCAAAUUGAAAGAUUUUGCCUUUUGCGGCCCAGAGUGGACACCCAAGGAUGGGGAGUUUCUACAACUACGGUUCUUCCUUAUUGAGCGCUCGGAUCUCGAACAUUGGAAUGCAAAUGCAAACCAUUUCCCCGCUUUGGAGAGUCUAAUUCUAAGAUAUUGUUGGGACUUGGAAAAACUUCCAAAUGAGUUUAUGGAGGUUUGUACAUUGCGAUUAAUUGAGUUAGGGAAUUGUUGUUCUUCUCUUGUCACCUCAGCAAGGGAGAUCCAACAAGCGCAGCGAGAAUUAUUGGGAUACGAAGGACUUAUUGUUCGUGAUGCAACUAAGGUUGAGCUGCCAACCAAUGAAUGCUCAGGUAAAAAGGUUUGAGUCUGCAAUUUGGUGAUUUUGUGAUUGCGCUAAUCUGGUUUAGGCAAGGGAAUCAUAAACAAGUUACAGUGAUGCAUUAGCUUCCCAAAAAUGCAUCCUGGUUGGCUGAAGUUGUGGUCUGCUCAUUUGCUUGUCUGUUAGUACAAGGAUGUUUCAUUGGGUUGAUGUUGGAGUUCAUCCUCCAUAAUAAGUGAUAGUCUGUCUAUUACUAGAUUGUGAGAUUCAUUGAAGUGUUAGUGUAAAUUAAAUAUGAUUUGGUCUUUGGUUGAGAAGUUAGUUCUGAACUUUAUUGUCUAAACUAUGAUUCAUUGGGCUUGUAUGUCUGUUAUCACAAUGAUGUUUCAUUUGGUUCUUUGAGUUGCUCUUGGAGUUCAAUGUUGUUUGGUUGUUUACGUUGAACUGUUAUUGUCUUAAAACAAUAGUUCAUUGUAAUGUUAAUGUUGUAUUGUGAAGUUUCA
Molecule: messenger RNA, 3228 nt
Organism: Ipomoea triloba (trilobed morning glory)
Lineage: Eukaryota; Viridiplantae; Streptophyta; Magnoliopsida; Solanales; Convolvulaceae
Product: putative late blight resistance protein homolog R1A-3
Exons: 3
Coding region: 71-2770 (899 amino acids)
Biological process (GO): defense response to other organism
Molecular function (GO): ADP binding
Source: RefSeq, a predicted model, not a curated record